GUCUAUAUAAGCAUAUUUGUGGGACAAAAGGGUAUAGCUUUAACCUCAGAACCUUAUUAUUAGAUUAUGGUAAUUGAAACCAAAGUUUGCCAUUUCUUCUGGAUGCAAAAUCAGACCACUAAAUGCUAUUCAGCUUUAGUACCGAGUAUAAUUUAUAUUCAAGAUACACUCUAGUUUGCAAGAAAAAACGUUGGAAAAUAGAUUGUCUAGAUUAUGAAACAUCAGACAACUUGGCGUUUGUCAAGUUUGAACGAUAUGUAGUUCUGUCCAUCAGAUAUUAUUUCAGUACAACAACAAGGGAAACAAAUCUACCAGCAGUGCACUUUCUGGUUAGUAGCAGGACUAAUUUCAUUUUACGAUCCAGAAAUUAAAUUUCUCAACGAAUAAUUCAGACUAACGAGUCAUAUUUGAAAUACUGUCCUCAGAGUAUCACGUUAGAAAGAUCUUUAUGAUUAGGACAAGCAGUUAGGGAUAUACAAGAACAUACGUUACUUCAUUAGAGAUAAAAAAGUGUGAACCAUGGAAGUGCAUUUUCUAAUGUCAUUCAGUCAGUAGCAACGUAGAACCUAUAUGUAUGUACAUCGGUUCAAGUCGCUAUACUCCAUUAGCACAGAGGGAUGGAACUGUCAAACCAAAUCCCAGAAUAAUAGAGGUAGUAACAGUAUCAGUGGUAAUAGGAAAGAUAAGGCAUCAAAGAUACGACACUAAAAGGAAAUAUAAUUCAGUGAGAUAAAAACGAAAAACGUUAUGAGGAAUAUAGAAUCUUAGAAUUUCGGGGAAGACAAAGAAUGGAUGCACCUGUAUCAUUGCAGACGAUUUUGAGUCAUGUCGUUCAAAGUCUCUAACCAUUGUUUACGAUAAUCAUGCGGGCCCCAACCAGGCAGUCUACACCUGCCAAAAUGGCCAAGCUUAAUUGUCAGUGACUUUAUGGUUAGGUAGCCCCUAGCAUUUUCCCAGCCUAAUCCUGAACCAGAAAACAUUUCUCGUCGAGGUAAGCGGUGGUUGCGCUUACGUAAAACAUGUCCCAACCACCUCAGUUGAUGAAGAUUUACUACCUCAUCAACCAAUUUCCCAUCUUAACCUAAUACGUUGUUCUUAAUUCAGUCAUUGUUUACCCCGUGGUCCAAAAAUACACCAGCAAUGCUUCGAAGACACCUAUGAUCGAACACCAGUAAUCUAUGAAUAUCCUCUCCUCUUAACGACCAUGUUUCACAUCCACAAAGUAGAACGGAGCGAACUACUGAUAUUUCAAACUCUACAUUGGUCAGACUGAUUCCUUUGUGAUUGUCAUAAGAGGAGUUCUGUUCUUUCUCAUAGACUGGGACAAUCAGUGAUUGAGGCCAGUCAGAUGGGAUUACAUUUAGUUCCUGGAUUUUAGCUAAGAUCCCAGUUAAUUUAACUGCUAAAACUGGACUACCACCCUUAAAAAUCUCAGGGGUUAGUCCACCAGGUCCUGAUGCUCUCCUUUCUUUUAGACUACCCAUAGCCUUUCCAACCUCACUAAAAGUUAGAAAACUUACAUUUAUUUGCUACUCAGGUUGCUUGGAGAUAGUGAGUGGCUGAAGUGUGGAUGAAGGUCACCGACAGAUUGGUUUUUAACUCCGUCUCCUUGAUAAUUAUGAACAGUAGUCUACUGUUACUUAUCGCUGCUGCUUUUCCCAUCACUUUUACUUUCACUACCCACCACUACUCGCGAUUGCUACGUAGGCUUUUUAUCAGCCUACGUUUAAGCUAACCCCGCUUCUCAUCGCGUUCGGAGCCUGAGUUCUAUAGACACCGCUGAGACCCCCCGAUUUUUCCUAACCUUUGGUCUGAGUUACUAGUAGAUGUCACUGCUGCUUCUACAGCUUUUUGGUAACCAUACCGCGCUGCAUCGUGAUGGAUAUCAUUUUCAAAGUUGACUAGCUUCUUCUCUAGUUGUUCCUGAAAUAUGUUCUUAAUUAUUUCAUCAUUAAGUUGAAGUCUAAGGGGUUUUCUCGCUGUGGCUUUUCUACAUCCAGUAAGACUCAGCCAAAUACGUGCUCGAACUAGAGCAUGAUUUGAGUGUAAACAUAUGCUCUAAAAUGGAUGACAGUCAUUAACCGAGCUCCUCCGAAGACGGCUAAUGGCAGCUCGAUCUAUUUCAAUUCAUCGAUGAGUCGAUUGUGUAGGUCGCCACGUCAGACGAUGUUUCUCAUGUUUAAAGUUGCCGUUUGCCAGAAAUAGGCAGUUAUCUGAGCAUAGUUGUCGUCAUUAUCUUUUGCUGAGCCGCUACACCGUAAGACCCGCCUAAGUGCAUUUCGGUUUAGUUUAGUUUACCUAAAUAAGGAACAAAAUCACCCGCCACUAUUACAUCUAAGCGUUUGACUUUCUGAGUGAGAUUGGAUAGCUUCCCAUAAAACUAAACUUUGACUUCGUUCGAGCAGUAAUCAAUGAGAGCGUAGAGAGAGACAACGAAGAGGCAAUGCAGUGUGUUUCUAUCUUUUCGAGUUCUUAGUCUCGUUUAGUUGAACAGCGCACAGGAGACUGUCUAUUAAAAUACAGUCAGUGAGAACUUGUUCUGCUCUAGAUUUCAAUACUGCUAUACCGACACCAAAGAGGAUACGUGAAUUAGUAGUGGGGUCUCCAGAUACUGUAAGAAUAAAUCGCACCGGUUUUUUAUAUUGACAAGGUGAGGUCAAAUGAAUGAUGGUAUUUGGACCCUGCAUGCACGUUUCGGAGACGUAGCACAUAUCGACCGCGCAAGACUCUAGUGUCCUAGCUAAGGAGGUCUGUUGUCCUAUCUGACCCAAGGUUCGAACACUGAAAGCUCCAAUAUGUAGAUUGGAGUGUGGUUUAAGGAGACCAGGAAUAACAUUUCGUGAACUCGAACCAUUAGCAUUGGUGGUGGGUGUUGAUAAAGAUAAAUGAGAAGGAUGACGAUGAAGGAAGAACUACUAGGUGAUGGACGAUUUGGACCUGGGUGAAAUUGGAUACAAUGGACUGCAAACACUGUUGUCAUGUAUUACAUUCACAUAGUGAAGUGGAUAGGAUACUGGGUGCUUUUAGAAAUGAAGCGGUAUGUUAAUAAGUCUGUAGUUAAUGGUUUGAGAAUUGUAGGGAGUAACAGACGAACGUGCCAGUGAAAAUAAAAAUAAGUAGCUAGCUAACGUAAUUUAAACCCAGUAACAUCGCAAUUAGGAUGAACUAAGAGCAAUCCAUUUUUACGUAAAAACUACAUGUCAGCAUACUCGUGCUUGGAUUGCAGUUAUAUCUAUAUGAAUAAAAUCUAUGUUUCUUGUGGGAGGGAUUAGUUAUAACAACAGUAUUCGAGGCUAGUUCUGCAAUUAGACAGCAAACGUUAUUAGUAACUAGUUUCUGAUCGUUCCUUUAAAUCGAGUUUACACGUAGGAGGCGUGGCCUUUGACAGCUUUCUUGUUACAAAUUAUCUUUAGCCGCUUUAUUUUGUGCUGGCAACCAAAUACACAUGAAUAAAGGGCAAAAAUAAAAUGUUUCGAGUUUAAAAACAUAGCACUAUAAGUGUAGCAAAAGAUGUUUUUGUUAUAUGUAAACAUGAAAGCUCUGGAUUCUUGCAAAGGGUCGCAUCAAUCAAGUUACAACUUGGUUGCUGCACAAUAUGAAUACAGCCAGUGUACCAGAGUUUCUGUGGUGGCUUGACCUCAACAAGGUCCAGUUUAUUUGCUAGGACUUGCAAUAAAUGAAAACCGAACGUAUUGCAUAAGGAAAUUACAAGGAAAAAUAUUUGUUACUGUACUGAACGAAAAGUGUAACAUUCAAGCCACAAGCUGAAAUAGUGCUUUACGAUCAAUUUUUCCUUAUCAAGUGCUAAACUUGAAUGCUAAUUUAUACUUGUAGUCUCUAUGGAAACCCGGGAAAAAAGACAUCAUAGAAAUCCUAUUGGACUGCAAUCACCCCACGAAUUUCCAUGAAGUGACGGCCAAAAGAAUAUAAACCCUGACAUUUUAUGCUGUAAUUCAAACACCAAAAACUCAGUGAAACUUAUGACUAAGCUCGAAUGGCUCAUUAAUUUUCGUUAGGAAACCUAAAGCCUGACCAGGUAUUUAAAAAUAAAGUGUUAAGACUUAUGCUGUCUUCAAAUCGAGACAAAAUCUUUCGGUACUAAGUAGACUUCGAAAAGAAAUGUGCCUAUUGAGGACAGGCGUCAUUCUAGUACUUAAGGGACUAACCCCAAACAACCGUGCUUUAUAUGUCCGAACAGUCAUCUGCUUAUCCCAAUAUGGGAAUGCAAAUAGUUAUCUGCCAACACCACUAACUGCCAGAGUAAAGAUUAUUCGAAGUCGAGUAACGAAAAUUUUCUUGGGUGCAAGUCCUGUUUCGAUGGAUACAAGUGGCUCGCAUGAUCCAUGUAAAGCGAAUGUUCAAGUGGAACAAAUUAAGUAUAAGAAGUGUUUUUCUGCUGUUGCUGUUCCCCUUAGAAAUCUACAUAUUUCGGGGUUUUCCUCAAACUUCAGAGAAUUUCCCUAGAUCUGAGGGAACUUUGGGGUUUUUACCAUUUCCUCGAAAUUUUCUAUUGCGGUUUCUCCUAAUUCUCCCCAAAAUUGGGAGAUUGGGUUAGAGGGGUCAGUUUACUCGUUGAAAUCCUAAUGUUAACGCCAUUAUUAUUUCGUAAGACCUGGAUCGAACAGACACCAUACCUAACAGUUAGUCAAUUAGUUAACAGUAUAGUUGCAUCGACAAAACGUGGAAUUUGGUAAUUAAUGAGAAUUUGUAUAAUGUUGACUUACCCCUGCACAACAUGCGAUUCUGAGUACAUAAAAAGGCCAGAGAGUGGUAGCAAGAUCACUACAAACUGAUCGGCCGUAAAAAGGAGGAUUGAAGCGAACAAUUAGCCCAUAAGACAACUUGUCAGGAAGUAGUGCUUGAACCAACAAUAGAGGAGCCGUUUGGUUU
Messenger RNA from Schistosoma bovis, 4890 nucleotides. NCBI's taxonomy places the organism in Eukaryota, Metazoa, Platyhelminthes, Trematoda, Strigeidida, Schistosomatidae. The record is from the annotation of a GenBank genome assembly.